CGCAAGUGGCGAGGAACGGGAGCAAAAAUACUUGUCAAGUCCCGCGAAACCACGUGAGUAUGGCGGAGGGUUUCUCCCCAGGGACGAAGUGUGAAGAUCGGGAGAGGAACUUAAAGAUGUCAGCAGUGGUAGUCGUGCAUGGUGGGGCGUGGGCCAUACCAGAUGAACUGGCAGAGGCCACUGUUAGUGGAGUAAAGGCCGCCGCUUGUGAAGGGUUUUCUGUGCUGGACAGAGGAGGAAAUGCAGUGGAUGCUGUUGAGGCAGCUGUGAGAGCUAUGGAAGAUAACACUGUGUUUGGUGCAGGACAUGGAGCAGCACUAAAUACUGAUGGAGAAGUGGAGCUGGAUGCCGUUAUCAUGGAUGGAUGCACACUUGCCAGCGGUGCUGUGUCUUGUGUGAGGAACAUUGCCAACCCUGUGUCACUGGCACGGGCAGUGAUGGAAAAGACUGCCCACAUCAUGUUGACAGGCAGAGGUGCAAACAUGUUUGCAGAGAGCAUUGGUAUGGUCACAGUCCCCACUGAGACACUGGUGACUGAGUAUGAGAGGAAAGAAUGGGAGAAACACAAGAACUAUAUUACUGGAGUAAUGGAAGAUUUCAACUCUCAGUGGGCCCAUGAUACUGUUGGGGCAGUUGCUGUGGACCGUGCUGGUAAUGUUGCAUGUGCAACAUCAACUGGAGGGAUCAGAAAUAAAAUGGUUGGCAGAGUAGGAGACUCUCCGAUUAUUGGCUCUGGAGGAUAUGCAGACAACUUGAGUGGUGCAGUGUCGUGUACCGGUCAUGGAGAAUCCAUUCUUAAAGUCACACUGGCCAGACUCAUUCUUUCACAUAUGGAACAAGGUAAAUCAGUAGCAGAGGCUUCACAGUUGUCUCUGCAGUACAUGGGGGAACGUGUUCGAGGUGCAGGAGGUGCGAUUGUAGUUUCUCCAUCAGGGCAGUGGGCAGCCACAUUUACCACAGAGCGGAUGGCUUGGGCAGCUGUGGAAAAUGAUGUUCUGUGUUAUGGAUUAGACCCAAAUAAAAGAUUACAAGAGCAGUUGUCCAAAUAACAAUUCAGUUUUUUAGUCCUUAUUAUUGUAUUUAACAAUAUAAUAGGGAACUGUAUUUCAAAUGUGUUUUGUACUCAUUUACUAUGGUUUGGAUCACUUGACUUGGUGGACAUGUGCUACUGUUGUCUGCAGCAAAGUUAAAUUAGUAGUGUUUUCUUCUGUAUAAUCUGUUAUGUCAAAGCAUACUGUAUAUACAGUGAAACAUAAAUUGUAAAAGGUGGAGAAGAUAAAUAUUACAGUACACAAGUCUCGAGACCCAUUAGUCACUGGAGCAGCUAGUCCAUACAUUUUACUAAUUUAUCUUAUUGCAUAUGCAAA
Messenger RNA from Xiphias gladius (swordfish), 1367 nucleotides. RefSeq names its product isoaspartyl peptidase/L-asparaginase. Gene Ontology annotation, molecular function: asparaginase activity. Bases 60 to 1049 code for a protein of 329 amino acids. Lineage: Eukaryota; Metazoa; Chordata; Actinopteri; Istiophoriformes; Xiphiidae. The transcript is spliced from 7 exons. The record is from RefSeq and is a predicted model, not a curated record.